Messenger RNA from Pimephales promelas (fathead minnow), 1122 nucleotides. RefSeq names its product succinate dehydrogenase complex, subunit B, iron sulfur (Ip) (gene sdhb). Gene Ontology annotation, biological process: aerobic respiration; respiratory electron transport chain; tricarboxylic acid cycle. Gene Ontology annotation, molecular function: 2 iron, 2 sulfur cluster binding; oxidoreductase activity; electron transfer activity. Gene Ontology annotation, cellular component: mitochondrial membrane. Lineage: Eukaryota; Metazoa; Chordata; Actinopteri; Cypriniformes; Leuciscidae. The record is from RefSeq and is a predicted model, not a curated record.
GGUGCACUCUGGGCCGCCGGAGGACCGAGGGUCAGACUGACGCGAUCAUCAUGGCCGCUGUGUGUUUCUCCUUGAGCCGCUGCGCCGCCGUCCACCGACCCGCGAUCACGGCGGUGCGGUUCGCGCAGACAGUAGCGGCUCCCGCGGCUCAGCCCAGGAUCAAGGCGUUUCAGAUCUACCGCUGGGAUCCGGACACCGUCGGGGACAAACCGCGCAUGCAGACGUACGAGAUCGACCUCAACACCUGCGGGCCGAUGGUUCUGGACGCGCUCAUCAAGAUCAAGAACGAGAUGGACGGGACGCUGACCUUCAGGCGCUCCUGCCGAGAGGGAAUCUGUGGAUCUUGCGCUAUGAACAUCAACGGUGGAAACACGUUAGCGUGUACAAACAAGAUCGACACGAACACCAGCAAAGUGACGAAGAUCUACCCACUGCCACACAUGUACGUGGUGAAGGACCUGGUGCCGGACAUGAGCAACUUCUACGCUCAGUAUAAAUCCAUCGAGCCGUACCUGAAGAAGAAGGACGAGUCCAGAGAGGGGAAAGAGCAGUACCUGCAGAGUGUGGAGGACCGAGAGAAGCUGGACGGCCUGUACGAGUGUAUCCUGUGUGCGUGCUGCAGCACCAGCUGUCCCAGUUACUGGUGGAACGGAGACAAGUAUCUGGGCCCGGCCGUCCUCAUGCAGGCGUACCGCUGGAUGAUCGACUCGCGUGACGACUUCACUGAGGAGAGGCUCUCUAAACUGCAGGACCCGUUCUCUCUGUACCGCUGUCACACCAUCAUGAACUGCACCAAAACCUGCCCGAAGGGUUUGAAUCCAGGCAAAGCCAUCGGUGAGAUCAAGAAGAUGAUGGCCACGUACAAGGAGAAGAAAACGGCAUCAGCGUAAAACACUGAAGAUGUUCAAAGACCAGCUCACACACACACCUAGACACUCUAGACUGGACAAAGAUAAUGUGAUCUGAACUAUCCUUGCUGUUCAUCACUCCAUAAACACUACUAUACGCUUGUGUGUUUAAGAUCUUUGACUCGUUUUAUCUGGAGAUCUCUCUGUAUAUUAAAUAAAUACAUGCUUGAAGUUGAAAUAAAUACAUUGAAGUGUUUGAUAGACGUUUUUCUCA